Molecule: messenger RNA, 4873 nt
Organism: Limulus polyphemus (Atlantic horseshoe crab)
Lineage: Eukaryota; Metazoa; Arthropoda; Merostomata; Xiphosura; Limulidae
Product: nephrin-like
Exons: 18
Coding region: 583-3498 (971 amino acids)
Biological process (GO): cell-cell adhesion
Cellular component (GO): cell-cell junction
Molecular function (GO): cell adhesion molecule binding
Source: RefSeq, a predicted model, not a curated record
GUACCGCCCUCUUCUGUGGUCCUUAGUAAUCACAAUAACGGCAGCACUAUCGAGAUUCAUGAAAAAGAGUUUCUUAGUCUUACCUGCACAGUGACCGGCGGCAAGCCAGCAGCCGAAAUCAAAUGGUUCCGCAAAAACGUGGAACUCAGGCCAGAUAAUGUUCAGACAAACACGGAAGAGGGUGAAGACCAGAGGUUCAAAACUAUCAGUACAAUCACCCUAACUCCUAGUGCACACGACAACGACGCCAUCUACACAUGUGAAACUAUUCACCCUGCACUGGUCCGACCGCUGAGAAGCUCAGUGGUACUGAGUGUCCUCUAUCCUCCAGGUCCCCCAACCAUUGUUGGGUUUCAAGAAGACGAAACCGUUCGUUCAGGUGAUACCAUAACAUUGUCAUGCAUAUCCCAAGGCGGCAACCCUUUAGCCCAGCUUGUUUGGUUUAAGAACAACCAACAGAUUGAUUUUUCUUACACGACAAGCGGCCAAAAAUCAACAAACAAACAUACGUUUGUCGUAGACAGUUCUGACAACAACGCCAUCUAUCGGUGUGAGGCUUCAAAUAUAAUAAGUCCACAACCUAUGAAUGCUGUAGUGAAACUGUCAGUGCUAUUUGCUCCUGCUGAGGUUAAAGUUACGGGACCAAAAGAAGCUAAGCCAGGAGAUACAGUGACGAUGACCUGCAGAGCAAAUCGUAGUAACCCAGCUGCUGAAAUCAACUGGCUAGUGGAUGGACAGCGUGUGCAAGGAGCAAAUACGGUCACAGCUGACCCCGACGGGGGAUGGACAACGAUGUCUAAUAUUAGUGCCAUCAUAAGAUCACAAGACCAAGGAUCAAAGAUUUUCCAGUGCUUCACUGUAAACAAAGACCUAGGAGAGACCAUGGUGGAAUCCCAUGUUCUGAGUAUUUUGUAUCCCCCUGCUCCUCCGACAAUCCUUGGCUACACUGAGAAUAAAUCGAUUCGAGCUGGCGAACUUCAGCGGUUAACGUGUAUUUCGAACGGCGGGAACCCUCUGCCUACUUUGAAGUGGUUUAAACAAGAUACCGAGAUAAAAUCAGUCAUCACGUCGAACGGCAACGUCGUAAGUAGUGAAUUUCUCAUAGAAACCGAAGAAAGAGAUAACGGUUUGGAAUAUCGCUGUGAAGCUAGUAACUCGGCUACAGACAAACCUCUCGUCGCUAAAAUUCAAUUGUCUGUUCACUUUCCACCUACUGAAGUAACAAUAAAAGCGAUUCCUCCGAAACCAAAAGCUGGAAGAAAGGUGAAGCUUAUUUGUGAAUCGGAUUCUAGUAAUCCAGCUUCGAUCAUCACUUGGUGGCGUGAUGGAUUUCUCAUUCAAGGGAUACCAGAUGGCGUUCUGGAUGCAACUCAUGGUGGCCAGUCGACAAGAAACCAAUUACAACUAAACGUAACAUCUGAAGAUAAUGGAGCUCGGUACACCUGUCAAGCGACGAAUGAAGUGUUGCAAAAAAGCGUGCAUAAUGCCAUUACACUAAACGUAAUGUACAAGCCAGAGUUUUAUUCGACCCAAAUUGAAACAUUUGAUAUUGUCGAAGAAGAAUCUACUUUCAUCAACCUAACAGCCAGAGGAAAUCCUAACGUUAUUACAUACACAUGGACCAAAGAUGGAAAUACAGUAGUUGAUAUUCAAGAAAAAAAAGAACCAAACGACGUCAAAGAGACUGGGAUUAUUUCGAACGGUCCAAUCCUAAAUAUCAUCAACGUAAGAAGAACUGACGCUGGAAGAUUCAAGUGUGAAGCUACCAAUGAAGAAGGAACCUCAGAGACCACUAUCGUCUUAAAUAUACAAUACCGAGCGUCCAUAACCAAGGUUACUGAGGUCACUGUAGUCGACCAAAAUGCGAAUGCUUAUCUAGAAUGUGUAGCUGAUGCCAACCCGUUAACAGACAAUAUCAUCACUUGGCGAAGAGACGAUUUUAACAUGAGUCGCACUAAGGAAUCUCUAGAAGGUGGCCGGUCGUUCUUAACGAUCUACAACGUGUCUCCAGAGGACUCGGGUGUUUUUGAAUGUGUGGCUUAUAAUAACGUUGGAGAAGAAGACGUAAAAGCAUCCAGCUUGGUGGUGAAACAAAAACCUACUAUUGCCCGAUCGCCACCACUACUGAAAUCAGCCAGUGAAAAUGGUGAAACAGCCAAGAUUAUCUGCCAGGCCGAAGGAGCGCCAAACAUCACUUUUACUUGGUCACAUGAGGGCACUACUGUUAGUAAUGAUGUAAAGCCCGAGAAAUAUGAUACAGAAACGUCAAUGCUUGGCUUAACUACGUGGGAAGGUGUUAUUUAUGUUAAAGAUGUGAUAAGUCUUGACUACGGAUUAUAUGAAUGUGUUGCUAAAAACGAACUAGGGUUUGAUAGCGUAAAGAUUAACCUGGACACAAUAGGUCACCCAGAUUCGCCUGCUGCUGUUAAAAUCUUGAACGUUACCCAUAACUCAGCAACGCUGAGUUGGAUUCCUGGUUUUGAUGGAGGGCGUUCCCAAGCUUACAGAAUUCGGUACAAAGAAACUGAUUAUCCGGAGUACCAAUACGCAGAUGUGUACCCACGUAAUGCUACGGUGUUCACUGUUUCAGGGUUAGCUAUAGGUGUAGAAUAUAUAUUUAGCUUACAAGCGUACAACGAUCUGGGUUUCAGCGAGUAUACAACUGAAAUACUGAAAGCUAGAACCUCAAGUGAAGCUCCUGACACGGAAACAGAGCAAGUAAUGACUGAAGUAUUAUCAGAGAAGGGAGAACUUCCUAGGAUAAUUAUAAUCUCUGUGUCUGUCGUAGGAACCUUCUUGCUCGUACUUAACAUCAUUCUUGUUAUAUGCUUCGUUCGACGAAGAAGAAAAAAAAGACUUGAAGAAGAAAGCGAUCAGACCAGCAGCAAGGCAGCGACUAUUGAGAUGUACGCUCCUAGCAGCUACAAUGAUACUGUGAACGGAGAAACUGCGAGUUCCACGUCUGACAAGAGUGAAGCUUACUCCGAUGGACCGAGCACCGGAGAAUAUUCAGAAGAACCUGCUAAGCCUGUGCUUGCCACUUACCUAAUUGACCAAGACAGAGAUUUCUACAUUCCUGACGGAACAAGCCCCCACUAUUCUCCAUACAACCGAUACCAUCUUGAAGGACACACUACUUUGGACAUACAGCCAGAAUUGUCUCACAGACUUCCAUAUGAAUCUGAGGAAGAGUUUUAUGUCGAUGCAUUGAGAAGAAAUGCCUAUAACCAAACUCUAGGUGAAAAGGUUAGUUACGGGAAGAUCGGCCACAGCACUCCUCCACCUCCUCCCAGUAGAACAGCAGCUAGUAACGGAGAAUUAUAUAACGCCGCUCCUGACGUUCGCUAUGUUCCUUUCCCUGUUUCCAGAACAGGCAAUAACACGACAAAUCUGAGUACCUUUAACCCGAACGUUCUAGAACCUAACUCCAACAGUUAUCUAAACCAGAUUCCUGAUGGAAUAAUAGUUGAAGAAGAGAUGCCAGGACACUUAGUGUGAUGUGAUGAGAUUCUACUUGGAAAAGGAAUGGACAACAACUUGAUGUUCAGUUAGUAAUAUUUGACAUUGGCACAAGAUGAUAUGUGGAGAUAACCAGCCAUUAUUUUUCAAGUCAAGUGGUUUCGAACCUUUCAAAGCUCAGCAUUUAAGGCAUAAAGCCAAAUAUUCACGACCUUUCGUAAUCUUUAUAGAAAAUAAUGUUGACAUUGAAUUAAGUUAUAAAACUAUAUAUAUACAAAAAUCAUGAAGCUGUCAUCAUUUGUGAAGAGUACAAUGUUUGAAUUUCACCAUUACGAAAAUCUUGUACUCAGUUCAUUUGGGCCUGAUAACAUGUGUUUAUGGUGCUGUUCAACUUGGUCUAUGUGCGUGUGUUGAAUCGUAUAGCCUGUAAUAUAAUGUAAUGUGUGUAGUAAACCGUAAUCGACUGGAUUGUCAGAAGUGUAUUGUACAUUGUAGUGUACUUUUAAAUUAAUAUAAGACAGGCCUAUGUGUAACUGCUUUAGCAACAUCAAUGAAACGAAAAAAGAAAUCAUCUCUCGGACAAAUGUGCUAUUGGUAUGAUGAAUGUGCCUUAUUCAGGAGCACGAAUAUAAUAUGUCCGCAGACAUAUUAAGACAUAAAGACAUAAAGGAGCUCCAGUUAUAUCAAAGCACCAAAUUUUAUUGCCUCUUUUUUAUGUAAUAUUUAAUGCUUUUUUUCUAUAAAUACUUUAAAGGAUGUAACGUCCGCUUCUCACAUUGUUUGACAAAUCUGGUUAUAUCAUAAAACUGGUUUUCAUUUUACGGUGAGACUUUAAGUUAAAAAGAAAAAAAGAAGUACACUUGGUUUUGUAUUUUAACGGGACCAACAACUUUGUGCUUGAACAGGGUUACAUAUGUUUUUCAUCUAAAUAAUAAAUAAUAGGAAGUAGGCCUGUUAGUUUUAAUGUUAACUUUUAGCGAUAUUGAGUAACAGUUAAUGUACAGUAUUACUUAAACUUUGGUGAAGAUCUAAUUAUAUGAAUAUACAUAAUAAUGAAUAUAUAUAUAUAUAUAACCGUACAAAGGUGGUAUGUAAAACUGUUUAAUGAUGUUACUUAAGAUAUGUAUAUCUAGUCAAUCCGUUCACCAAAGUCUGCUUCUUGCUCUAUAGAUGAACAUUAUUCGUAUUUCGUUUUCAUGAUAAAAUGAUAUUUUAAACUAAAAUGUAUAUACGAUUGUUGAAAUUAAACUUCAUUUUAACAAAGGUCCGAAAGUCGACGACCACCUUCUAACGUAGCCAAAAUAAUAAUUAUUAGCACUUAAGAUUUCAUUUAAUAAAUUAAUCAUCGCGCCUUAUUUGUGUCAUGUAGAUUAUCAUUGUUGUAUAUUAAUACUCGGCUGUCUUCUUCUUCUCA